Molecule: messenger RNA, 1233 nt
Organism: Rotaria sp. Silwood2
Lineage: Eukaryota; Metazoa; Rotifera; Eurotatoria; Philodinida; Philodinidae
Source: the annotation of a GenBank genome assembly
AUGUUUUUUUCUAGAUCAAAUGAUGAAUCAAUUGUUAAUGUAUCAAAUGAGAAUAUUGACAUAGUUAAGCCCAGUUUUUAUUCAACAUUUCAUGAUUUAACAGGAAAUUACUGGAAAUAUCGUGGUCAAUUUAUUAAAAUCCCUGGACAUUAUUAUUUAUUUUCCGAUGAUUUAGAUUCAUCAGUAAGUUUUGAAGAACAAGAAAUUCGUUUAAAUCGAAUUAAUAAAAUUCCAAAAUUUAUUUCAACUGAACGUGCAUUUUUUAAUUCUCAAACAAAUUCAAUACAAGAAACAUAUACAUAUGCUAGUGAUGGCUUGAAUUAUUAUAUUGAAUUACCAAAAACUCCAAGUGAAAAUUUAAGAUCAUCAUUAUUAUUUGUUCGUAAAAUGGUUCUUCGUAUUGGUAUUUUAUAUAAACAUGAAUCAACGAAGCAAAUGUAUUUCGGUAGUGGAUUUUUAUUAACUAAUCGACUUGUUCUAACAUGUGCACAUCAUUUUGAUCCGAUUCAAUGGGAAAACAAAAAUGUAUCAUAUAAUAAAAUAUAUGUAUGUUUUCUGGAUACAGCUUCUGAAACAUAUUUUUUCUCAAAUGAUUCAAACAAUUUUUUAAUUGAAGCUAAAAUAAUUUGUCGUGGUUUAAUUGAAGAUAAUAUGUCCGAUUACAAUGAAUUAAAAUCUAACACAACUGAUCUUGCUCUUCUUGAAUUAGAGAAAUCAGCACCACAUGUACAAUUAAAUGAAUAUUUUGAUCCAAAAUUAAAUUCAUCAUCUCAGUCAAAUGUUACAAUUAAUUCAGAAUUAUUUUUGAUUGGUUAUAAUGGUAAAUUGACUCAAAAUGAUGAUUUAAAACCAUAUAAGUAUUUAAAAGAUUUUGAAAAUUUAACAAUUGAUACAUUAAAUUAUUCUCAUCACGUAAAUAAUAAAUCAAUUUCAAUUGGUCGUUUUAUACAAGAUUUAUCUCUAGACAAUCAAUAUGCUAUGCAUGAUUGUAGUACAUUAUUAGGAUCAAGUGGUGCUCUAAUACUCGAUUCAACUGGUAAAUUUGUUGGUAUUCACAUAGGAGUUGCCAAUUCACGUAAAGAAAAAAAUAAUGAAUUUUUUUUUAACAAAGAAACAUUUAAUAAAUUUGUACCAGUUAAUUCAAAAGCAUUUCGUGAAUUUAUUCUUCAAUCAAUUAUACCAAAUAUCGGCAAUGAUGAAUUGGCAAAAAAAUGGUUAUUUAAUUCUAAAUAA